UUAGUUAGACGCGCACCUGACGCUGAUUAGCACGUUGGGUAGCUUCAUAUAAGUCUUUUUUUGUUUUUGUUUCUUUCUUUGAUUUAACAUAGAUCAUAAAGGAAACUAUGCCUCCUAAAAGGCGAACAUUUGUUCUCAGUGUAAUGCCAGCCACAAGCAAUUCGCCAGUCCCCAGAAAAGUAGCGAGAAAGUCUGUUCCCGUGAUCACACAUCCGGGCACGAGCAUCAUGGUGAUAGAGGCGCUCAAAGAGUUGGACUCCAGAAAGGGGGUCUCCAAAUACGCCAUCCAGAACUUCAUCAUGCUCAAGUACCCGUCCGUGGACCGCAUCCGCAUCAAUUAUUUCGUCCGCAGAGCCCUCAAGAAAGGCCUGGAGAACGGCACAUUGGUGCGGCCUGCCAACUCCACCAUCACCACGGGCAUCAUUGGCAAAUUUCGGCUUGCACCAAAGCGCAAAGAGCCUAAAGCAAAAGCGGAGAACGUGGAUCCGAAUGUGCAGAAAGCUCCAGAGGCAGCAAAGGAAGCACCAAAGAAGACCAAAGCUGGUGGCACAAAGAAGAAAGCUGCCGCAGAAGAACCAAAAUCACCAACGAAAGAUGCUGCAAAAGGUACCAAGAAGUCCAAGAAAGAUGAGGAGGCUCUCCGGUCCAAGGUGGCACCAGCAAAGAAGCCUAAAGUUAAAAAAGCUGCAGAUGAAGUAGUUGAAACUAAAGCAACUGUGAGGACCAAAGCGAAGCCCAAGGAGGUCAAGGAUGCUGCAGCCACCAAGAAGACCAAAGCAAAAAAAGGUACGGAUGAGAUUGUUGGGGAUGCUAAAGCAACUGUGAGGACCAAAGCAAAGUCCAAGGAGGUCAAGGAAGCCGCGGCUGCCGGGAAGACUAAAGCAAAACCCAAGGAAGCGAAGGUGGUAAAGGCUAAAGCUGCCAAAGAUUCUGACAAAGAACCUGUUCCAAAAGCUGCUGCUAAACAAGGGAGGAAGAAGAAUGCUGAGUGAAUGUUUUC
Phycodurus eques (leafy seadragon) is the source of this 1000-nucleotide messenger RNA. Its product is annotated as protein B4. The transcript has 5 exons. The coding region runs from base 108 to 992 and encodes 294 amino acids. The record is from RefSeq and is a predicted model, not a curated record. Gene Ontology annotation, cellular component: nucleosome. NCBI's taxonomy places the organism in Eukaryota, Metazoa, Chordata, Actinopteri, Syngnathiformes, Syngnathidae. Gene Ontology annotation, molecular function: DNA binding. Gene Ontology annotation, biological process: nucleosome assembly.